GCUGCUCCCCCGGCCCUUCCCUGUGAGGGGGCGAGAUGCCCCUGAGGCCGCUUCUUCCCACGCCCCUGCCCUCUGCAACCCUGGAGGGACAUGGGAGGUGCCCGUGGGGGGAAGCCAGAGGUUGAAUUGCAAUGUGUUGGAAAGCUCGUCUGAAGACCUGCUACACGUUACAUACAGCACGCGGCUCACUGGUGCUUGGUGUAACACAGGUAGAGCUCCCACAGGUGCCAAGUGAAGUGAUGGCACGCUGCAUGGGCUGGGCUGGGCGCGUGAUCCCUCUUUAUUUUCUGCAUCUUAGAAUCCAUCCUAAAAUGUCUGAACUUAAGCAAAGAAAGAAAGUUAGUCCUUCACCUAAGCUCAGCAAAGGUCUGCACAAGGCUGAGAAGCAAAGCAGCCAUGAGGAACCAUCAGGUCCCUGGAACAACAAUAGUCAGAGUUCCUUUUCGAGAAACUUACGGACAGCCUUAAGCCUACUUUCCUUAGUAGUUUGCGUAGUCCUGAGCUGGUUCUUAUUUCAGCAGUCAAGCCAAUUUUCUGUUAUGGAAAAAAAAUAUCAUUUAUUACAACUAGAAGUUGCAAAAUUCCUGGAUGUGGAAAAUGAAGUCAGCUUACUUUCCCAAAAGCUUGAGUCUUCUGAAAGCAUCCUGCAGGAAACUACCUCAUCCAUCUCAGUGGUGACUCAGCUUGAGCAGGACGUGUCCACACUACGUAGCAUCAUACAUGACAUCCAGAACACCGAUCAGACGGUCUCUAAAAAGAUGCAAAGGCUUAAUGAGAAAUUCCAAAAUGUUUCAGAAUCGUGGAAAAGAAGCAUGGAUGAAAUGAAUGCCAAUACCAGUAGUUUAAAAUCUGAAGCUAAGCUCAUACAUGCAGAAGUUACCUCCCAGAUCAAUGCAGUUGAUCAAAGAAUAAAAUUUCUUACAGAACAGGUAAAAGAUUUAGAAGACAGUACAGCUAGAAAUAUUAAGACGAUACAAAGACAGGAAGAAGAUGAGCUUUCUAAAGUUGAAGAGCAACUGGGCUUCUAUACAAAGGCAGUUGAAAAAUUAGAAGAACAGCAAAGUAGUCUGUUAGCCAAAGACACAGAUAUGAGUCAGAAACUUACAGACUAUGAACCUAAAGUUACAGAGUGCAAGACCCACUUACCAACAAUUGAAAAAGCUGUUCAUUCCAUUCUUAGAGUGUCAAGUGAGUUGCUAGGCAUGGAGAAAAAGAUGGAAGAUUUAACAACACAGAUGUUUACUAUGGAAGAUGGUAUGCUAAAAACAGUGUCAGAUAUAGUAGAGAUGCAGAAGAUUCUUGAAGGAAUACAGUAUGACAACAACAUAUUGAAACUGCAAAAUGAUAUAGUUCUUUUAAAGGAAAGGGUACAUGACAUUACGGUAUCUUCAAAUACAGGAAAAAUAACUUCAGAAAAAUAUCUAGAAAGUGAACAGAUUUUGGAUGACGAGUAAUGAAUUAAAGCAGUUUCACUUGUAUGUAAAAAUUGGACCAGUAUGAACAAUUAUUUAUAGUUCAGCUAUGUAAAUAGAGCUCAUAAGCAAGUAUUUAACAGGAAUGUUGCAAUUCAUCUCAACAGACUUUGGAUCAGACUUCAAAUGCACAUGCUGCCAAGGAAUAUAUACUAUAUAUUAUAGGGAGGAAGUUACAAAUACAGUUGUGGGAGAAGAAUUACAAAAACUAUUUUAAAAAAAAGUUGUAACUGUUUUGAAAAUAUUUUUGGAGUUCAUUUUUCUUAUUUGUAAAUGGGAUUUGAACCAAACUUUUUAGGUAAAAGUUCGAAUUAGGUCAGAAGUUGGAGCCCAGCACACAACAUUAUAUUUUGUAAUCAAUAGAGUUUUUUCUAAUUAUAACUGUUUGCAAUGUUGUAUUUUGUUACCAUAUUAAGUGACAAGCAACAUGAAAAAUUAAGUACCUGCGUCCAAGGAGAUUACAUGCAUUGUAUUUUGCCUCUAAUGAAUUAUAUCACUUAAUUCAAACUUC
Molecule: messenger RNA, 1983 nt
Organism: Gavialis gangeticus (Gharial)
Lineage: Eukaryota; Metazoa; Chordata; Crocodylia; Gavialidae
Gene: IKBIP
Product: IKBKB interacting protein
Exons: 4
Coding region: 132-1454 (440 amino acids)
Source: RefSeq, a predicted model, not a curated record